Xenopus laevis (African clawed frog) is the source of this 3351-nucleotide messenger RNA. RefSeq names its product transforming growth factor beta receptor 2 L homeolog (gene tgfbr2.L). Lineage: Eukaryota; Metazoa; Chordata; Amphibia; Anura; Pipidae. The record is from RefSeq and is a predicted model, not a curated record. Bases 336 to 2723 code for a protein of 795 amino acids. Gene Ontology annotation, molecular function: kinase activity; nucleotide binding; transmembrane receptor protein serine/threonine kinase activity. Gene Ontology annotation, biological process: heart development; cell surface receptor protein serine/threonine kinase signaling pathway; cellular response to growth factor stimulus. Gene Ontology annotation, cellular component: signaling receptor complex; plasma membrane; membrane raft. The transcript has 12 exons.
AGUACAGUGCUGAGGGCUGUAAUGUGAGAGAGAGUACAGAGUGGGCUGGAUUGUACCAUGAUUGACAGUGACUGGGUGAGGGCCCCGCACAGCUGUUUGUGAAGUUGAAGAUUUCCUGUUUCCUCUGGAGUUGCUGAAGAGAAGACACGGAGUUUGUGGGCAGCGAACGGUGCCUGUUGGAAUGUGCAGAGCUUUAGUCACAGCUUCAUAACAGCCCGAGCCCGGGGGCGGGGGAGACGCUCGCUGCUGUCUGAAAACUUUCUUUUCUGGAUUACGUGAAUUUUAUGUGGUGAAUCUACUGCGAGACUGUGGGACCUGGAUGUUAUAAUAGAGCAAUGGGUCUGGGAGGCUACUUGCGGAUCCUCAUGGGGCUUUGGAGUUUGACAGCCAGCACGGUUUCAAGUACAUUUCCCUUAUACCUGGGUUCUAGUCGUUUAUGCAAGUUUUGUGAUGAGAUGCCGACAAACUGCAGCGGUAGAGACGUAUGCAAGAUCAACUGUGAUGUGACCACUUCUUGUGAAGAUCCAGAAGAAGUUUGUGUAGCGAUAUGGAGGAUGAAUAACCAGAAUGCAACUAUAGAAACUAUGUGCUACAAUCUUACAAAUGAUCUGUUUGGCCACAAGCUGGAAACCCACAACGAGUGUAUUAUGCAGAAAAUAAAGUCUCCUGGGGAAACUCUGUACAUUUGUGCGUGCUUGGAAGAAGAGUGCAAUGAACAAAUAGUCUUCACAGAUGACAAUGUUACAAAUAGGAAUUCUCCACCCAGAUUACCAAAUGAUGGGAAACAUUCAAUUAUCAGUAGCGUUCCUAAACCUAUUCAUGUACCUGUUGUAUGCAAGUCAUGUGGCAUGAGACUGACAACACAAUGCGAAAAGGAAGGCUGGUGCAACAGCACAUGUGAAACUACCAAAGAUUGUGAAAAUGGAAAUGUUUGUGUAGCUAUAUGGAGAAAUAACAACGGCACCUUUACUGAACAAUUAUGCCAUAACCCUGCACAGAAGCUGUAUGGACACACUGUGGAUUAUCAGAAUUCUUCAAACUGUAUCAUGAAAGAAAAGGAGUCAAAUGGAGAAACAAUGUCCAUGUGCUCCUGUAACACCAACGAAUGCAAUAGUAGAUUCUUCAGAGACCCUAAUAACAAAAUAGACACCCGUGGUACAAAAAAAGGAUUGUGCAAGUUUUGUGACGAGAUAGAGGCAACGUGUGAAAACCAAGGCUACUGCACCAGUGUCUGCGUCAAGAACUCCAUUUGUGCUAACAAAGGAGAAGUAUGCGUAGCUAUAUGGAGAAAUAAGGGUGACAACAUCACUGAGGAAACAAUAUGUCAUGACCCAAAAGAGAAACUCUAUGGCUAUUACUUGGAUGACUUUAGUUCCAAAGAAUGCAUCAUGAAAGAGAAAGAGACAAGUGAGGGGACAAUGUUCAUGUGUUCAUGCGUAGGAAUGCUGUGUAAUGAAAACUUGUUUUUUUCUAAAGAUGACCCAUCAAAAGACAUACUUGUGAAAGCUCUUCUGAUCACUCUUAUUCCACUGGUCUGGAUCAUCAUUGCAGCCAUUGCCACCCUCUACUGCUGCCGUGUUCAGAAAACAAAAAAGCUGAAAAAGAAGAAAUGGGAAAAAAAUGCAAAAUGCAUGCGCCACCCUGAUAUGGACUGCAGCGAUGCCUGUGCAAUUAUGAUUGACGAUGAUCGUUCUGACAUCAGCUCAACCUGUGCCAACAAUCUAAACCACAAUACUGAGCUUCUUCCAAUUGAAUUGGACACUUUGGUGGGGAAAGGUCGAUUUGCUGAAGUGUACAAGGCCAAGCUCAAACAAAAUACAUCAGAGCAGUAUGAAACAGUAGCUGUCAAAAUUUUCCAUUUUGAAGAGUAUGCAUCUUGGAAGAUGGAAAAAGAUAUUUUUUCUGACAUCAAUUUGAAACAUGAGAACGUUCUGCAGUUCCUAACUGCAGAAGAGAGGAAAACGGACAUUGGCAAACAGUAUUGGCUCAUCACUGCUUUCCAUGCUAAGGGCAAUAUGCAAGAAUAUUUAAGCAAGCAUAUCAUCAGCUGGGAAGACCUCUCGAAGCUUGGAGGCUCUUUGGCCCGCGGUGUUGCUCAUUUGCAUAGCGAUCACACUCCGUGCGGCAGACCGAAGACACCAAUUGUUCACCGCGACAUAAAGAGUUCAAACAUCUUGGUCAAAAAUGAUCUGACAUGUUGUCUGUGUGACUUUGGUUUGUCUCUUUGGCUUGAACCGUCACUUUCAGUGGAUGACCUUGCAAACAGUGGACAGGUUGGAACUGCGAGAUAUAUGGCUCCAGAGGUUCUAGAGUCUAGAAUUAAUCUGGAGAACAUAGAAUCAUUUAAGCAAACGGACGUUUAUUCAAUGGCGCUUGUCCUUUGGGAGAUCACAUCCCGCUGUAAUGCCAUUGGAGAUGUAAAAGACUACGAACCUCCGUUUGGCACAAAAGUGCGGGAGCACCCGUGUGUUGAAAGCAUGAAGGACAAUGUAUUGAGAGAUAGAGGGAGACCUGAAAUCUCAAACAGCUGGCUUAGCCAUCAGGGAAUCCAGCUUGUAUGUGAGAUUAUAACAGAAUGCUGGGACCAAGACCCAGAAGCCCGUCUCACAGCUCAAUGUGUAGAUGAACGAUUCAAUGAAAUGCAGAACCUCGACAGACUCUCGGAGAGAAGUUGUUCCGAAGAGAAGAUACCAGAGGACUGUUCAGAGAAUGCAACCAAAUAGCAGCACAGACUGUAGCUGUGUGGACUCUGUUCCACAGGGGAUGGACCUUCCUUGUGGUUUGACUGACAAGGGCCCUGUUUGUAUCAUUGUCGUGUGAUACGAGCGACUGCAAAGACCAAAGCUAUAUCCGUUUGUAAACUAGAGCAGUAUAUGAUCAUGCAAACUUGCUUUACCACAGGAUCAACUGGUAUGAGAGCCUCAGGAUUUUCCCGUUUUUUCUUUAAGAACAGCCAUACUUGUUUGCACUUUACUUUUUUUAUAUAUAAAGCCGAGAUAGCAGAUUUCCUGUAAGCCAAAAUCAUGUCCAGAGGUAUGUUCAAUGCAUAGGAUAUAAAAGCUAUUAGUAAGCUAGAGUACCAGAACUAAACGGACUCUUUGUAAGGAGGUAUAUACAUUGUAUGUGUGCACUGACCAAUCAGGAAAUGCAGCGUAGAGUUUAUCUUCAUAAAGACAAUGCCAAAGACAAAACUAUACCCCAUUAGUUAUUAGAGAGAACAUAGGAUUGAGUACAAGUAAAGUCAGCGGUUCAAUGUUUUUGUACUGCUGAGAUAUUCCUCUACAUUUAGGGGCACAUUUACUAAGCUCGAGUGAAGGAUUAGAAUAAAAAAUACUUCGAAUUUCAAAGUUU